Sabethes cyaneus is the source of this 1437-nucleotide messenger RNA. RefSeq names its product decapping nuclease DXO homolog. Gene Ontology annotation, biological process: NAD-cap decapping; nuclear-transcribed mRNA catabolic process. The coding region runs from base 23 to 1138 and encodes 371 amino acids. Lineage: Eukaryota; Metazoa; Arthropoda; Insecta; Diptera; Culicidae. Gene Ontology annotation, cellular component: nucleus; cytosol. Gene Ontology annotation, molecular function: mRNA 5'-diphosphatase activity. The record is from RefSeq and is a predicted model, not a curated record. The transcript is spliced from 2 exons.
AGGUUGUCGUUAUUGCUUAAAAAUGAAUUUAACCGAUCUUGAUCCGUCCACAACGAUUCAAAAACAAAGAUCAUUCCCAGCUAUCACACAGCCCAAGAUUGUCGGCUUCUUCAGCGUUGGGACCGAACGGCAGUACAUUCCUACGGCAGAUAAUUUAAAAUAUUUAAAUUUGCCCAAACCGGAAGCGAACGGAUGCUUGAGAAUUGACCUUAACAAGGGCUUUGAAAUCCGGAUACCAAAACCGACUAGUGCGAAGCAGGAACGGAUUGAUCAUUUGUUGAGAUUUAUGGUUCACAAUGGCAUGAAUGUGACCGAGGGCAAUAGUACGAAACCGGAUUUUGUUUGUUUCCGCGGUCUACUGCGAAUGCUGAUGUGCACGCCAUAUGACCGAGACACUGGAUGGAUUGUUCUGGCUAGUCGAUACAAAGGUACAAUUUACCUUUGUUCCAAGGAAACCCCGGAAAAGUUGCAACAAGAAGCUAACGAGACGGAAAAGCAGAAACGGUUCUGCUAUUAUGGGUUCAAAUUUGAGCAGCACGUUCUGACUGAUGACCCUAACAGUGAACCGAAUACAUCAGCACCGGUUGUAGAAUCGGAGGAGUUUUGUUGCCUGUUCAGUACGACGUUGGAAAACAAACGUAUCCUCUACGGUGCUGAGAUGGAUGGAAUAUUUUCUCAAACCCCAAUCAACCGAGAUCAGAUCGAUGCGACGCUAUUGAACCGGCUUCAAUUCGUCGAAGUUAAGGUAAAACGGCGCGAGUCUAACCAACGGCAAGCGGAUAAUUUUUUCAGAUUCAAAUCGAUUAAAUGGUGGUGCCAGAGCUUUCUGGUCAACGUUCAGCGGUUGUUUGUUGGACUGCGAAAUGAUCGCGGUAUCGUUGACGAGAUCACCGAGAUGAGCUUGAAGCAGCUGGAUCGGCAAUCACGGCGAUUUUGGUCCGCCUCGGUUUGUAUGACAUUCUGUUCGGACUUUUUGGAGUUGGUUCGGGCGAAGAUGAGCCAAGUAGAUUCACCGCACACCGUGUAUCGAUUCGAUUACGACCCCGGCAAGGCAAGGGCUGUUUUGUUCGGCGUUCUCGAGGGUAUGAACGAGGAGACUUUUCUGCCGGAUUGGUAUGUUAGCGGAGUAAAUAAUUAGAAAGCAAAGUAAAGCCUAGGUGCUGCAUUAUCGUUACCGAAACUUGACCGGUUUUUAUACGACAGACUUCGCAGCCAGCUGUUAGAGUACAGGACAAUUGCAGGGCCAGUUGCUACGAUCCUAUUGACUCUAACAGCCUCUCCCAGCCGAGAUUCGAACAUAUGACGCUGGCUUACUAGGCCAGCGUCAUACCUCGAAGCCAAGUUGGGAGGUUUAUUUAAUUUAAUUAAUUAGAAAACGUUAGGCAAUAAGGAUUUUAUUUUUUCGAAUGAGAAAAAUAAAAGUUUGUGUUUGCUUCG